GUCGUACAGGGGGGUCAGGUGGGCCGGGGGGGCUGCCCUCUGACAUGACCCUGUCACAUGAGAAGGGAGCCAACACGCACUGUAAGCUGGACAAGCAGCUGACUUUAAGGUUAUGAGUCUGACAAGAGGGAAAAUCUACUGAGUGAGAAUGAACAUUUGUAAUCGAGAGGGGGGUCGCUGUGCAGAGAUGGCAAUGGUAUGCCUGACGGAUUUUGAGGAGUAUGCCAAGGAGCAUCUCUCAAAGGCCACCUGGGAUUAUUACGCAGCCGGAGCAGACGAGUGCUGCACCAGGGACGACAAUCUGCUGGCCUAUAAAAGGAUCCGUCUGAGGCCUCGGAUCUUGCGGGAUGUGUCGGUGAGCGACACACGGACCACCGUGCAGGGGACAGAAAUCAGUUUUCCUGUGGGCAUCGCACCUACGGCCUUCCACUGCCUGGCCUGGCAUGAGGGAGAGGUGGCCACAGCUCGGGCCACGGAGGCCCUGAACACCUGCUACAUCACCAGCACCUACUCCACCUGCUCGGUGGAGGAGAUCGUGGCAGCAGCACCGAACGGAUACCGCUGGUUCCAGCUGUAUGUGUACCGGGACCGGAAGCUCUCAGAGCAGAUAGUGCACCGUGUCGAGGCGCUGGGAUACAAGGCCCUGGUCCUCACCGUCGAUGUGCCCUACACCGGAAAGCGCCGCAAUGACAUCCGCAACCAGUUCAAGCUACCGCCUCACCUCAAGGUCAAGAACUUUGAUGGUGUUUUCCAGCAGGAGACUGCAGGGCCAGAGGAUUAUGGGAUCCCGGCCAACACCUUGGACCCAUCUAUCAGCUGGAAAGACGUGUACUGGCUGCAGUCCAUCACCCGCCUGCCCAUUAUCAUCAAGGGCAUCCUGACCAAAGAGGACGCGGAGCUGGCCGUGGAGCACGGCGUCCAGGGCAUCGUUGUCUCAAAUCACGGAGGGAGACAGCUGGACGGAGGACCGGCCUCGAUUGAUGCGCUGUCAGAGAUUGUGGACACGGUGCAAGGCAGGAUCGAGGUCUAUGUGGACGGAGGCAUCAGGACAGGAAGUGAUGUUUUGAAAGCACUGGCCUUGGGCGCCAAGUGUGUUUUCAUUGGCCGUCCAGCAGUGUGGGGCCUUGCGUACAAGGGAGAGGAGGGAGUGAGGGAGGUACUGCAAAUCCUGAAUGAUGAAUUCCGUUUGUCCAUGGCUUUAUCGGGCUGCAGGAACGUCGCUGAAAUCAACAGGAACCUGAUUCAAUUCGCCAAACUGUAACUGGCCAGAAGGAGGCAACAGUGUGGACUACGACGGCAGCCCCCCCCCCCCCC
This is a messenger RNA of Platichthys flesus (European flounder), 1314 nucleotides long. It is a transcript of the gene hao2, whose product is annotated as hydroxyacid oxidase 2 (long chain). The transcript is spliced from 9 exons. Gene Ontology annotation, molecular function: FMN binding; oxidoreductase activity. Bases 149 to 1261 code for a protein of 370 amino acids. The record is from RefSeq and is a predicted model, not a curated record. NCBI's taxonomy places the organism in Eukaryota, Metazoa, Chordata, Actinopteri, Pleuronectiformes, Pleuronectidae.